AUGUCUGCAACCCAGCUGCUCAACCCCAAGGCGGAGUCCCGGCGGCGUGGAGAUGCUUUGAAGAUCAACAUCGGCGCUGGAGAAGGCCUUCAAGAUGUCCUCAAGUCCAAUUUGGGCCCCUCAGGAACACUUAAGAUGCUGGUGGAUGGUUCAGGCGGAAUCAAACUGACCAAGGAUGGAAAUGUCUUGCUCCGAGAAAUGCAAAUUCAAAACCCCACAGCUGUUAUGAUUGCUCGGGCCGCUACAGCUCAAGAUGACAUUACCGGUGAUGGCACAACUUCGGUCGUGCUGUUGGUUGGAGAACUCCUGAAGCAGGCUGAGCGUCAUAUUUCGGAAGGAUUACACCCCCGAGUCAUUACCGAUGGCUAUGAAAUUGCUAAGACUGAGGCCCUGAAAUUCCUCGACAAAUUUAAGCUGGAGCGUGCCAUUGACCGAGAGUUGCUUUUGUCGGUCGCUCGUACCUCUCUCUCGACUAAGCUUAACCAUGCCCUUGCCGAGAAGCUCACCCCUGACAUCGUCGAUUCGGUCCUUGCCAUUCACCGCGCUCCCGAGAAGCCAGACUUGCACAUGGUAGAGAUCAUGACUAUGCAACACCGCACAUCUGCCGACACCCAACUCAUCCGUGGGUUGGCUCUGGACCACGGUGCUCGCCACCCUGAUAUGCCCAAGCGUGUAGAGAACGCAUUUAUCUUGACGCUGAAUGUCAGCUUGGAGUACGAGAAAUCCGAGAUCAACUCUGGAUUCUACUAUUCCACCGCCGAACAGAGAGACAAGCUGGUGGAGAGUGAGCGCAAGUUCGUUGAUGCUAAGCUGCAAAAGAUUGUUGACCUGAAGAAGCAAGUUUGCGGCAAUGACCCGAAGAAGGGAUUCGUCGUAAUCAACCAAAAGGGUAUCGAUCCUCUUAGUCUAGAUGUGCUCGUCAAGAACGGCAUCAUGGCUCUGCGGAGAGCUAAGCGCAGAAACAUGGAGCGUCUACAGCUGGUUUGCGGUGGCGUUGCCCAAAACAGCGUUGAAGACAUGACUCCCGAUGUUCUUGGCUGGGCUGGUCUAGUCUACGAGCACCAACUUGGUGAGGAGAAGUUCACAUUUGUCGAAGAGGUCAAGGACCCCAAGUCUGUUACCAUUCUCAUCAAGGGUCCCAACCAGCACACCAUCGCCCAGGUCAAGGAUGCCGUUCGUGAUGGUCUGCGCUCUGUCUAUAACACCAUUGUUGACGGCUGUGUCAUUCCCGGCGCUGGUGCUUUCCAAGUUGCUUGUGCUGCACACCUUAAGUCUGACGCCUUCAGCAAGACUGUUAAGGGCAAGGCUAAGUGGGGCGUGGAAGCAUUUUCUGAUGCACUUUUGGUCAUUCCCAAGACUCUCGCAGCCAACUCUGGUCAUGACGUUCAGGACUCACUGGCUGAGAUGUUGUACGAGGGCAAGGAUGGUAAGAUAGUCGGUCUGGAUCUGAACACUGGCGAGCCCAUGGAUCCCAUUCAGCAGGGCGUGUUUGACUCAUACCGUGUCUUGCGGAACUGUGUGGCCUCUAGCACUGGUAUCGCAUCCAAUCUUCUGCUCUGUGACGAGUUGUUGAAGGCUCGCCAGAUGAGCAAGUCUGGUGGCCCUGGAGGUAUGGAGGAGUAA
This is a messenger RNA of Penicillium angulare, 1623 nucleotides long. Its product is annotated as chaperonin-containing T-complex subunit CCT6. Bases 1 to 1623 code for a protein of 540 amino acids. Lineage: Eukaryota; Fungi; Ascomycota; Eurotiomycetes; Eurotiales; Aspergillaceae. Gene Ontology annotation, biological process: protein folding. Gene Ontology annotation, molecular function: ATP binding; ATP-dependent protein folding chaperone; ATP hydrolysis activity. The record is from RefSeq and is a predicted model, not a curated record. The transcript has 7 exons. Gene Ontology annotation, cellular component: chaperonin-containing T-complex.